Molecule: messenger RNA, 807 nt
Organism: Priceomyces carsonii
Lineage: Eukaryota; Fungi; Ascomycota; Pichiomycetes; Serinales; Debaryomycetaceae
Product: RNA methyltransferase
Exons: 1
Coding region: 1-807 (268 amino acids)
Biological process (GO): 7-methylguanosine RNA capping; 7-methylguanosine cap hypermethylation
Cellular component (GO): nucleus
Molecular function (GO): RNA cap trimethylguanosine synthase activity
Source: RefSeq, a predicted model, not a curated record
AUGUCUCAAGAUACUGAGGAUGAAGACCUUGAGUCUAAUACGGGCACAGAUGAGGAAUUGUUAAUGCACACUUAUUAUACGCUUCCUGACAAAUGCAAAAAAUACUGGCAAAAAAGAUAUAAACUUUUCAAAAAAUAUGAUGAGGGUGUCUAUAUGACAUCAGAAUUAUGGUAUUCGGUGACACCAGAGGCUGUUGCCAGAUAUACUGCGAAAAUAGUAUCCAAAAUGUUACCCGAUGCCAAAGAGAUUUUAGAUGUUUGUAGCGGUGGUGGAGGGAAUAGUAUUCAACUUGCGAAGUAUUUUGACCGUGUCGGAGUAAUAGAUAUUCAACCUGUCAACGUCAAUUGUACGAUGCAUAAUGCUGCCGUAUACGGAGUUGACCAUAAGUUAUGGCCCGUUGUCGGUGACUGGAAUAAGCUAUCCAAGGAUCAUGAAGAUGGAUCUUUAAAUACAUCUUGGAUCCCAGACGACAUUAAAAGCAGAUCCCCUUAUCCAUUUGAUUUUAUAUUCUGCUCUCCUCCAUGGGGAGGCCCUUCCUACAAGCAUAAGAAAUUCCCUUUCAGGUUGACUGAAAUGGAGCCUUUCUCAGUGUAUGAGCUAUGUACGAGCAUUUCGAAGUAUGCCGAAAAUUAUGGGUUAUUUUUGCCAAGAACUCUGGAUCUUGACGACCUUAGAGAUAUCACAGAAACUAUCAGUGGUGUUACUGGAAGAUGCAGAGUGAUAUAUGUCAAUCAAAAUGGAUUUUGCAUAGGCAUGCUUGCACUAUUUGGACCCGCAAUGACUAAUACAAGUGAUGACCAAAUAUAA